Arachis stenosperma is the source of this 969-nucleotide messenger RNA. RefSeq lists its product as uncharacterized. The record is from RefSeq and is a predicted model, not a curated record. Bases 1 to 969 code for a protein of 322 amino acids. Lineage: Eukaryota; Viridiplantae; Streptophyta; Magnoliopsida; Fabales; Fabaceae. The transcript is spliced from 3 exons.
AUGAUUGAAAGAGAUGUGGCAGAUGUUGCAAAUGCACUAACCGGACAACAUCCAUCUGGAGAGCCAUCUUUUAUGCAUGCUUUGAAUCUUAAUGUCAUACAUGCACCGAAAUUUCCUGAAUACGUCAAUAUAGCCCCAACUGUUGUAGCUGACGGUGAAUUUGCCGUUGGAAUGGAGUUUAACUCUAUAGAGACUAUUAUUGCAUCAGUUAAAGAGUAUACCAUUAGAAGAGGAGUUGAUUACAGGUAUUGUUGGGUGAUAAGGAGGUACAAUAGUAGUCACAUGUACACCAGAAGUACCAUAUCUCAGGAUCAUGAUAAACUAGACUCUGAUACAAUUGCAGAAGUGAUAAAGCCAUUAGUUGAAGCUGACCCGUCCAUAAAGGUGAAAUUUGUCAUUGCUGAAGUGCAAUCAAAAUUCAACUACACGAUAAGUUAUCGCAAAGUAUGGUUGGCCAAGCAAAAGGUAGUGGAGAAAAUAUUUGGUGGGUGGGAAUCUUCAUAUAAAACUUUGCCCACAUGGUUUGAAGCAAUGGUUGCAAAAGAACCAUCAGCAGCUGUUGAGUACGAAACUGCAUAUGACUAUCGAGGGGAUGAGUUAGUUGAGGAUCUCCGGAUUCUGAUACGAGUCUUUUGGGCUUUCUACCCAUGCAUUAAAGCAUUCAGAAGUUGCAAGCCAGCGGUUCAGAUUGACGGCACACAUUUAUAUAGAAAGUAUAAAGGAGCUAUUUUAGUUGCAGUAUCACAAGAUGGCAAUGGAAAUAUUGUGCCUCUUGCAUUUGCCAUAAUCGAAGGUGAGAUUGCCGAUGUCUGGCACUUUUUUCUUAGCCAUUUUCGAACACAUGUAGUUAAUCGGGAUGAUGUUGCCCUUAUCUCUGAUCGACACGAGUCAAUCAUUUCACCUGUGGGUCGUAGUAAUGGAGCAUGGAAUAUCCAAGAGCUAUUCACAUGUUUUGCAUCCGACACAUAG